Messenger RNA from Penicillium cinerascens, 420 nucleotides. RefSeq lists its product as uncharacterized. The record is from RefSeq and is a predicted model, not a curated record. The coding region runs from base 1 to 420 and encodes 139 amino acids. Lineage: Eukaryota; Fungi; Ascomycota; Eurotiomycetes; Eurotiales; Aspergillaceae. The transcript has a single exon.
AUGUCCGACGCCAACUCCCUGGUGACCUUCGAGCGCACCAUCAGUUCCGCCAGUCCCGUCGACCCCGCGGUCGACUUCGUACCCACCCCCAUGGAGUUCAUGGACGGGGUCGCAUACCGACUUGGCAACGCCUUCUCCAUCAUGGAGGCCAGAAGAACCCUCGCAGCCCGCGAGCAGGCUGCAGCUGGAAUCGACCAGCCCAGCGCGGAUAACGAGCCCGUCGAGGCCGCCGCAAGUGCAUCCGACAACGUGUCGGUGACGGACCUGGACUGGGUCCUCGAGCUGCCCCCAUGCCCCUAUGCCAGCGAUGGCUCAGGCGAGGAACUUGCUCUCCUCAACCAGCAGUACGCCGGCCUCAACGGCGUGCUCCAGGAGGUCCUAGCGGCCGAGGAGGCUGAGGAUAUGGAUGAUGCCGAGUAG